This is a messenger RNA of Esox lucius (northern pike), 874 nucleotides long. RefSeq names its product hemoglobin subunit alpha-D-like (gene hbae4). Lineage: Eukaryota; Metazoa; Chordata; Actinopteri; Esociformes; Esocidae. Gene Ontology annotation, cellular component: haptoglobin-hemoglobin complex; blood microparticle; hemoglobin complex. The record is from RefSeq and is marked provisional. Gene Ontology annotation, molecular function: organic acid binding; heme binding; oxygen carrier activity. Gene Ontology annotation, biological process: hydrogen peroxide catabolic process; oxygen transport.
AGCCUACAUUUAAGAAAAACAACCCGAAGGAGUUAGUUGUUUUGUUGACCGCCGAAAUAUUCCAUUAGUUCAUCUAACAUAGACAAUUAUAGUGAAUACUGACAGAAAAUAUGUUUUCAUUCAGACGGAUAAUUGGUGACAAAAUGGUUGACUAACAUAUUUACCCAAACCCGUGCUGCAUGCACCCUUCAUUCGUUCUUUCUUUGUCUUAAGACAUUCCACUUCAACCAUUUUACCAGCCAAACGGGUUAGCAACAAUAUGCUCUCAAAAGAAGAAAAAGAGCUGAUUGCUCAAAUAUGGGAGAAAAUGAUUCCAAUUGCUUCCGAAAUCGGAUCUGAAUCCCUUCAUAGGAUGAUGACCACUUUUCCCGGAACGAAGACAUACUUUUCCCACCUCGACAUCAGACCCCGGUCCAAGCAAAUGCUGUCCCAUGGUAAGAAGAUUGUUCUAGCGAUAGCGGAGUGUUCCAAAGACAUCAGCUCGAUGAUGGUUACCCUGGCACCGCUACAAACGCUGCAUGCCUACAAACUCAAAAUAGACCCCUACAACUUUAAGUAUCUCUCUCACUGUUUAAUCGUGACUUUGGCGGCUCACAUGGGCAGUGACUUCGACCCAGUUGCGCAUGCGGCCAUGGACAAGUUCCUUUCUGCUUUCGCAGCAGUCCUUGCGGAGAAAUACCGAUGAGCAUAAUAUAUAUAUGAACCUCAUAUAGUAUUUCAUGUGUGUGUUUUUCUUUUGUAAUAAAACGUGAAAAAUCCCUUUUGCGUUUUCUUGCGUAAUUUAACGGUGACUUCCUCACCAAGCUGGUUGAGACAAUGUGCAAAGCAGUCAUGAAGGCAAAGGAUGGCUACAAAAUAAAUGCAUUUUGAUUUU